AUGGCGAAGAUUAGCGGUGGUAGUAGUGCUGCUGUACCACCAACAACCAGCCUCGCCGCGGUCGUCGUCCUCGUCCUACUCGCCGGCGCCGCCGCGUCCGUCGGUGCUCAGGCCGCUGGCGCUGACGACGCCGCGGCGGACGAGGAGGCCCGGUCUAUUGCUGCGUUGUCGAAGGGCAAAGUUGUAUUGAAGGUGACUGAGUUUAUCAAGACCAUCGUCGAGGAGAUUUACAAGAAGAGCAAAGAAGAUAAAGAAGAGCGCAGCGCCGCCGCCGGCGGCGGCGGUGUUGGCGGCAAGGGCCGGGUGGGCCCGAGCGGCGCUGUCAGCGUCGUCAGCGCCGGGAGCAGGGACUUCUCCGCCCUUGUGGUCGACGUCACCAGCGACGUCACUUGGACCAGCCAGUGCGGCGGUGGCCAGCGGCGGGUGCAGUGCGGCGACCCGCUGUGCAAGCAGUACGCCGGCGGGCGGCGGCCGAGCUGCGGCGGCGGAGGCGCGGCGCAGGCUUGCAGCGCAGGUAAGGACGCCCUCCUGCAGGGGAACGUGUCCCUGUCCACGUCCGGCUCCGGCGGCAAGCGGGUCUUCUCCGGGGAGGACACGGUGUACGCGUGCAGGCCCGGUGGGGGCUACGGCGACGGCAACUACGCCAUCGUCGGCCUCGGCAGGGGGAGCGUCUUCGCCAACUCGUCAAAGACGUUCUCCUACCUCGUCGACGCCAAUCGCCGGAGCUUCGUCUGGCUCGGCGACGGCGCGGUGGCGCCAGCGACGGGAGGUGGUCGGAAGAGCACGACCCAGCUCAUCUCCGUCGUCGACUCGGCGGACAUGGAUCCUAGCUUCUACUACGUCAACAUCACCGGCAUUAAGGUCGGCGACGGCCGUGUCAGCGGGAAGAACGCCGCCACCACGGCGAUCUUGACCACCACCAUGCCUUUCACCUUCCUCAACCCGGCACUCUUCGACCACCUCAAGCAGGAGCUUCACACAACAGCUGCCGCGGCGAUGAGCGGCGGCUCCGACUUCGACGCGAGCUUACAGCAACAGUGUUACCCGAAAGAAACGAAGCUCCCGGAGCUCACUCUGCUCCUCGCCGGCAAGGACGCCGCCAUGGCGCUGGAGCCAGAGCACUACUCGUACAAGAAGAGCCACGGGGUGGUGUGCCUCUCCAUCCUGCGCUCGCCGCUGGCCGGCGGGGUGUCCGUCGUCGGCAGCAUGCUGCAGGCCGGCAGGCGGAUGACCUAUAACCUCGACGACGACACUCUCACCUUCGACUCGCUGUCGCAGGCGAAGGCGGCGUCAUCGGCGCCAUCACCGCCGUCGUCAUCGCUGUCACGGUAUUCGUCCCAUGCCGCGGUGACGCCUGCCUUCCCGGUGUCUUCCGCUUGGUUGUCGCUGCUGCUCGCCAUGAUGACGAUGGGGAUGAUGUGA
Oryza brachyantha (malo sina) is the source of this 1422-nucleotide messenger RNA. RefSeq lists its product as uncharacterized. NCBI's taxonomy places the organism in Eukaryota, Viridiplantae, Streptophyta, Magnoliopsida, Poales, Poaceae. Gene Ontology annotation, cellular component: extracellular region. The transcript has a single exon. The record is from RefSeq and is a predicted model, not a curated record. The coding region runs from base 1 to 1422 and encodes 473 amino acids.